This is a messenger RNA of Wallemia mellicola CBS 633.66, 2416 nucleotides long. Its product is annotated as Zn-dependent exopeptidase. NCBI's taxonomy places the organism in Eukaryota, Fungi, Basidiomycota, Wallemiomycetes, Wallemiales, Wallemiaceae. The record is from RefSeq and is a predicted model, not a curated record. The coding region runs from base 75 to 1211 and encodes 378 amino acids. Gene Ontology annotation, molecular function: hydrolase activity. The transcript has 4 exons.
GGAUGAGAUGAUGUCAUACGUAAUCCAUUAUAUAUGUUUCAUGGUUUGAAUAGUUCAUCAUCUAAUAUUAAAUCAUGUUGAAAUUUGUUUCAACUCUUGCAGUUGCAAUUGGUGUAGCUUUAGCUAACAAGGAAUUGUUCAGUUUACACAAAGACUUAAUUAUCAGACCUUCAAUCACCAGAAAUGAAACCUUGGCUGUUGAUUUCUUAAUUGAAUUACAAGAUGUUAUCAAUCCAAACGUCGAUAGAUCAAUAAGGAGACAAAAUUUAUUCGCAUACCUCGAUAAUCCAGAAGAUGUUAAGAUCUUAUUAAAUUCACAUAUAGAUGUCCUACCACCGUAUUUUGAAUACAAAGAAGCUGUAGACGACCAAGGUCGUGAAUUGAUCUAUGGACGUGGUGCAAAUGACGCCAAAGGUCAAAUCGCUGCACAAAUUAUUGCAGUCGAAGAAUUGAGAAAGAAGAAUCAGGAAAUUGUUAAAAAGGUUGGCUUUUUAUAUGAUCUGGGCGAAGAAGGUCUCUAUGAUGGCGCAACUUCUGCUCAAGAGAUACUACCACAGAAUUUAGAAUAUGUUAUUGCAGGUGAACCAACUGAAUUAUUUCAAAUUAGCUCUCAUAAAGGCAAUAUGGGCUUUGAGAUCAGAGCUAAAGGUUUAGCUGCGCACUCUUCUUCACCGCAUUGGGGUGUAAAUGCGAUUGAGAAACUUUCUGAAGCUAUUUUGAAACUCGAGAGUGUGGCUUUACCACAGGAUAAAAUAUUAGGUGAUACAACAACGGCGGUAACUAAAAUUAAAGGUGGUACAGCUGUGAAUAAGGUACCAGAUGAAGCGACUGCAUACGUAAACGUUAGAACCUCAGUACCCUCAGAAGAAACUUGGAAAGCACUUAAGGAAUCAGGAUUGGAAUCAGAAUGGAUUGAUUUAAUCUUGGUGGAUGAUUCUCAUGAUCCUGUUACCCUUGACACUAUAGAAAACUGGAGACCAAGCCAAACAAUGCCAGUCGGUACGGAUCUAUUCGCAUGGAAGCAACCAACAGUUAAGAAGAUAUUGAUCGGUUGUGGCUCGAGUGGAAGUGCUCACAAAUUAGAUGAACAUAUCUAUAAGCAGGAACUAUUAGACGGAGUUGAUAUGUAUGUUGAAUUGGUCGAAGGGCUUCUAACUGGAAAGUUGAAAGUUGCAGGUGAACAUACUAAGCAUGAAAAGGACGAAUUGUAAUGAUUAAAUAAUGAUUAAAUAAUGAUUAAACGCGGUGAUUAACUAUUCUGCCCAAUUAAGCUCGACCUUUUACAACAAUACAACCACUGCUAGGCUGACGGUCGAUUUUCCAACCAUCGUUUUCCAGCAUCCUUGCGAUUUGUGGGAAUAAUACAGGUUGUUUACCAGUCGAGUGCAAACCGACACCAGUAAUGAAAGUUAAUUGAUUAAGUUUUGUGACUUCUUUGUUAAGUAUGGGCCUCUUCGACCACCAUCUAUGUACGCAAUCGUGGGCAACCGCUAAAGCUUCUUUUGCAGUUAAGUAAUGUAAAUCAAUUUUAUCGUUUUGAGAGUUUGAAGAUCGCGAAUUCGUGUAAGCUUUGGCCGCUUUGAUUGCCCAUUCAUCUGCUAAUUCACCGAAUGUGGCAGCUUCUUGAGAUUUCAUCAGAGAAGCUUGACCACCUGCGUUAACCUUCCAAGAUUUGGAAGCUUUGAAUAUUCUACUGGCUUCAUUCAGAGCUAGUUGCUUUUUAUCUCUAUACUCUUGCUCCUUUUGACGACAGAAGUCUUCGGUUUCAAUCUCAGUUGAUGUAGAUUGAUGGGUAGUUGUGUUUAAAUGUGAAGUGCGCAGACCAACCUGUGGUAAGUGUGGGUAUAUAGGUUUCUUAUUAUUAUUACUAUUAUUGAGCUUUUUAUUGACUUUGACCCAGUUGGUGUUCACCUUCUGCCGCUGUUUCCUUUGUUGUUGUUGUUGCUGAUAAGUUGGCUGCUGCACAGAUACUUCGGAGGAUUCCACGUUUGAUAAAGUGGAUAGUACGUCUUCUGCAUCUUGUACUCUGUUGUUGCAAGCUUUUAAAAUUAGCCGGCAUUUGUCUAGCUGUUGACUUCCUGUUAAUGCUAAUAAUAACUCCAAUGAAUUAUCAUCUAGAGUGUGAUCAAAGGUUUCCAAAUAAUUGUAUAUAGCUUCUGAUAAUGUUAAGCUACUAUGUGACUCUAAUAUUGCAACUAAAUAGUUAUUCAUCUCGGAGUAUUCAACGUUUAAUUGUUUAUAUAAAUUGGAUAUUAAUGAGUCUACGACUAUCCACUCAUCGUUUGUAUCUUUAAUUGAAAGGUUUUCUAAUAUUUCAUCUAAAUCUGAAUUAUAUUCAUUAUAAAUUAAACCAAUUAACGUAGAAUCAACGGAUGGAUAUUUUUUCUAAAUAAUUAUAAUCAUCUAAACUUAAUUU